GUCGAGGAGUCCCUCUGCGCCCUUACAGCUUCGUACGCGGACGAAGUCACCUCGAUGCUCUCCAACUUUCCCGCUGACAAAAUAGUCCGUCUCGUUGAGGGUCACAUUGCUUCUCGGCGCCUAGAAAGUGCCGGUGAACCGAAUGCCACCGAAGCCAGUAUUGCGUCCUUCCAGCAGACUAUAAAGCGACUUAUCGAUCUGGCAGAUCGAUAUCGUCAGUUUGAUCGGUGUGUUAAUCUGCUCUUGACGCGACACAAAGCUGCCACUAGUGGUAGUAGUAGUAAUGGCAGUUUUGAAGGCGCCACUUCUAACCGCAAGGCCACCGAUAUGCUGCCUCCCAUCUCCUGGACACUGCCGGACUCCGUUCAACGCCUUGCGGACCCCACUUCCGUAACGGAUGUCGUUUCGGUUGAGUCAAUUAUCCUCUCGGCGAUCAACAACUACAACGAACAUUUCCCCAUGGAAAAUUUACAAAAACUGAUUACCUGUGAGAACUCAGUAUACGAUGUACUUCUCGACUUCCUCUACCAUCCCAACCCCCUUGUCGUGAGCGCUGCACUUGAGGCACAUCCACUCCUGGUUUGGGGUGUAUGUCCGGGCGAGAACGACUCGGCUCUGUAG
Messenger RNA from Dibothriocephalus latus, 621 nucleotides. The record is from the annotation of a GenBank genome assembly. NCBI's taxonomy places the organism in Eukaryota, Metazoa, Platyhelminthes, Cestoda, Diphyllobothriidea, Diphyllobothriidae.